AUGGCUAAUUCGAUGGAUUCCCCUAUAUACUACCUCAAAACCAUCUUUCUCAUGUACCUCGCCUUACCACAGACUCAAGGCGCAACGCCUCUAUACAAUCACCGCCUCCUUCCCCUCCUCGAACACUACGAGCCCCAGAUAGAUGCAUCAAUGGCCCGUCUUAGAUCAGAGCAUACGACUUUGUUCGCGCCAAGCUUCAAGAACUGUGGGCGCGCAUCAUCAACGCGCCCUCCUCCCAGUCCAAAUGCACCCGCUCCAACAAUGCAAGAUAAUCCCGUCGCAUUUGCUACCGGCUUCUUGAAAACAUGGAGUCCGUUCUUGGUAGCUGCUAGCGGGGCAAUGAUGCAACCCCAGCAACAGACUCAACCUACGAUCGAAGGCGGAGGAUUAGGCGGGAGGAGCAGGAGUUCAUCAGCUAGUUCGACAAGCUCAUUUGCCCCGACAGACAUCAAUCUUACUUCCAAAGCGAAACCUGCGAUCCAACGGAGCGGAGCUAUUAAUGUCAGGAACAGAACUGGAAGAAACGCCCCAAGAACCAGUGACGUGAGGGUUCCUAUAGCUAGGGAGGAUGGGGAAGGGAGUAGGGCCCCGAGAAGGUCGGAAGGAGCUUCGAGGGAGGAACGAAGAGAGGCCAAGCCGAAGCCAAAGGUUCAACUAGACGAGCUGGACAGUGAAAUCGAGGAAGACGAAGAUUUGGUUUCGCCUGAUGGGGAUGUCGCGCCUAGUAAAGCUUCGAGUGCGUAUGAGAAACUCAAGGCGGAUUAG
Molecule: messenger RNA, 765 nt
Organism: Rhizoctonia solani
Lineage: Eukaryota; Fungi; Basidiomycota; Agaricomycetes; Cantharellales; Ceratobasidiaceae
Product: TB2/DP1, HVA22 family domain-containing protein
Exons: 2
Coding region: 1-765 (254 amino acids)
Source: RefSeq, a predicted model, not a curated record